GGAAGGCUGUGACCUAUUUAUUGUGAUGCUGUUAUCCAUAACAAAUAACUGUGCAGACGUUCCCAUCAUGGAAAUUAUGACAAUGCACUACCAACACAAGCACAGUUUUUAUGAUUAAGCUAUAAAAAAAACAGUCGGAAAAAACACUUUGUUUGAAAUAGCCAAUAGAAUAAUCAAUGUCAGGCUAAAGUGUAACAAUAACAUUACAAUUACAGUGCCAGGGAAGUAAAUAAGUGUAAAUUAUAUUUAAAAAAAAUUUUUUUUCCUGGUGACAAAAAACUGAAUGAUUCUUCAAUAUAAAUCUGAAUGGAUGUAUAUGGGGCAAAGAAAGAGACCGUGAAUCCAUGAAUGAACACACAUCGGCUAAAUGGGGAAAGAAGUAGGACAACCUCCAGCCGGUGGAGCUGUUGCUGCAGUUCCCACUAUCUACCACCAAGUGUCGGUAUUUAUCCCUUUAAAAAGGAGGAGGGGGGGUCGCUCAUUUCCCCCGGACUGUUUUGAUCACAUGGUGCGUGGAAGGUUUGAAGUUGCAGCUUCAUGUCACACAUGCGAAGUGGAUGGCACACGGGCGCAGGAGUGAGAGAGGACAGAGGGGAGAACCUGAGCUUAUCCACCGCAACUGGGAAAGGGAAGGAGAAGGAAGAAGUAGUAGUAGUGAAGGGAGAAGUAGACGGAGAUCAAACAAGAACAUGUGGAGAACGAUGGAGCUGCAAAGCUGUGGAAUCCCACCACCAACACUGGCACCGGCGUCUCUGGAUUCCAUGUGCUGAGACUCUUGAGGAGCCGUGGCGCGUCCAGCCUGUAGUGUGUAGCCUGUACAAUGGUCACAAAUGGUUCUCACCUGAACAACACCUCGUUGGACUUUAAUGAUACCGUCUUGAGCCGCCCGCCGUGGGUCACCACAACUUUGGGCUGCUUCCUCAUUUUCACCAUCGUGGUCGACAUCCUGGGCAACCUGCUGGUCAUCUUCUCCGUGUACCGCAAUAAGAAGCUCAGGAACGCAGGAAAUAUCUUUGUGGUCAGCCUGGCAGUGGCAGACCUGGUGGUGGCUAUCUAUCCAUACCCUCUGGUCCUCACCUCCAUCUUCCACAAUGGCUGGAACCUGGGAUACGUCCACUGCCAAAUCAGCGGCUUCCUCAUGGGCAUCAGUGUCAUCGGCUCCAUCUUCAACAUCACGGGCAUCGCCAUCAACAGAUACUGUUACAUCUGCCACAGCCUCAAAUAUGACAAACUCUACAGUGACAAAAACUCUGUGUGCUAUGUAAUGCUGAUCUGGGCUUUGACUGUGGUGGCCAUCGUGCCUAACCUCUUUGUUGGGUCACUACAGUACGACCCGCGGGUUUACUCCUGCACCUUCGAACAGUCAGCCAGCUCAGCCUACACCAUGGCAGUGGUUUUCUUCCAUUUUAUUUUGCCCAUCAUGAUUGUUACCUACUGCUACCUGCGUAUUUGGAUAUUGGUCAUACAGGUGAGGCGGAGGGUCAAACCAGACAACCGGCCCAAGCUGACGCAGCACGACGUUAGAAACUUUGUCACCAUGUUUGUCGUCUUUGUGCUGUUUGCCGUCUGCUGGGGACCGCUCAACUUUAUCGGCCUGGCCGUAGCGAUCAAACCGGAGGUCGUGAUUCCUCUGAUUCCCGAGUGGUUGUUUGUGGCCAGCUACUUCAUGGCCUACUUCAACAGCUGCCUUAAUGCCAUUGUAUAUGGAGUGAUGAACCAGAACUUUAGGCGCGAGUACAAGCGCAUUGUGGUGUCAGUGUGCACGGCUCGCAUCUUCUUCCAGGAGAGCUCCAACGAGGCAGGGGAGCGGCUGAAAAGCAAACCCUCACCGCUCAUGACCAACAAUAACCAGGUUAAAGUUGACUCUGUCUGAUUCAAGACUCAGGAAAAGAUGAGGGCAGACACACAGAGUCCAUGUCUAUACAAGUCUUGAGUCUUCUCUGUUGUUUUUCAUUUACCCCAAAAGUGUCGGUUUAAGUCCAGAAUUAAAUAAAACAAUUUCUGAUAGGGUAUUUUAUAUUUUUUAUUUUAUCUAGGAAUUCAACUUCAAAAUCAAUUAAAACCCUAAUCCUAAGGUUCUUUGACUAGAUCCCAUUGCAGGUUUUUUCAAAUCUUUUUGAUUCAGAUUAUGUGACGAUCAAUGUCAAGUAGCAAAGUGUAUUUUGUUGCCAUUUAUAGUGUCUCUGGAAUCAUUGUCAGCUAAAGAGUAACCUGGAUAGAACAGCAUGUCCAAGUGUAGGUUUGUUUCGUUUAAGACUUACAAGACUUAAAAUCAUAGCAAGCAAAUCUUUGGAGCAGGUCACGACCUGCUUUUUUGCUUUGCCUAUGGACUGAAAUUCACUUCUUGACAAAUGUUCUGAUAGAAUGAAUUGGUUCAAAUGUUGAUGGACAGAGCUACAUUCAUUUUAGUUUUAGUUUCCAAAUUCAGCAAUUGCUGUGAUUUGUAAAUCUCAUCAAAUAAACCAAAACUCAGCUCAAGAUGCUCUGAUGAAACCUGUCAAAGCUAAUCGUCUAUAGUCGACGCCCUUUGGAG
Messenger RNA from Cynoglossus semilaevis (tongue sole), 2533 nucleotides. It is a transcript of the gene mtnr1aa, whose product is annotated as melatonin receptor 1A a. The coding region runs from base 821 to 1873 and encodes 350 amino acids. Gene Ontology annotation, molecular function: melatonin receptor activity. The transcript has 2 exons. Gene Ontology annotation, biological process: G protein-coupled receptor signaling pathway. Lineage: Eukaryota; Metazoa; Chordata; Actinopteri; Pleuronectiformes; Cynoglossidae. Gene Ontology annotation, cellular component: plasma membrane. The record is from RefSeq and is a predicted model, not a curated record.